Molecule: messenger RNA, 1494 nt
Organism: Caenorhabditis sp. 36 PRJEB53466
Lineage: Eukaryota; Metazoa; Nematoda; Chromadorea; Rhabditida; Rhabditidae
Source: the annotation of a GenBank genome assembly
AUGUCAACAUUCGACUUGACGCAGCGCAUGGCGCCAUUUCUCGAUCUGCAUUUGAUCAUCCCGCUUCUUGAGUUUAUCGAGCCAAGAGGAGUGAGUCAAUUUAUUAAUGUUUCCUUCAAAAAAGUGGAAAUUUUCAGAUCUACGAUGAGAAAUCCUUGACGGAAAUGCAUCGUCAGCUUUUGAGCAAAACGAACAUGAUCGAUAGUGUCAUUGAGACCUACAACGUAAUUAGAAGGCAAAAAGUUGUUAAUAUUAGCAGCUCUUCUUUCAGGGAAAGGCAAUUCCAGCUGCUAUUGAAGCCAAGAAGAAGCAGAUCAUCAAGGAGAGAGAUGAGCUGAAGGGAAAGGUUGACACCGUUGUCGCUAUUCUGGAGAUUCCAGAGGUCAAGGAGAUGAUGGAUAACAACAGGGAAAGAGACGGAAACGUAAGAAUCCUGGAGCAUCUGACCCAGAACCACAACGUAAGUUUGAAAAGAAAUCAAACGAUCUUGAUCUCAGCGUUUUGAUUCCAGUUCACCGUUGACAUGGUUGAUACUCUGUUCAAGUACAGCAAGUUCAUGUAUGAGUGCGGAAACUACACGGUCGCCUCCGUGUGUCUCUACUACUACCGCAACCUGGUCAAUCAGGCCGAUCCGAACUAUCUGAACGCCUUGUACGGAAAGUUGGCCAGUGAGAUUCUUCUCCAGGAGUGGGAGCACGCUCGUGACGACCUGCUCAAGCUGAGAGCUUACAUCGACGCCAAUCCAUUCGACACCGAGUGGGAGCUUGUCACUCAACGCGCCUGGCUCAUGCAUUGGGCUCUUUUCGUGUACUACAAUUACCCGAAAGGACGUGACGAGAUCAUUGAGAUGUUCCUUAAUCAGCAGCCGUACUUAAAUGCUAUCCAAGUCCUUGCUCCUCAUCUUCUUCGUUAUCUUGCCGUCGCCGUUGUGACGAGCAAGAGCCGUCAGAAGAACAGCUUGAAGGACCUCGUCAAGGUCAUCGAUAUCGUAAGUUCAAAACAUACAAAAUUUAGUCAUCUAGAAUUGUUCGUUUUCAGGAGAGACACAGCUACAAAGAUCCGGUCACCGAUUUCCUGACAUGUCUCUACAUCAAAUACGAUUUCGACGAGGCUCAGGAGAUGCUCCAAAAAUGCGAGGAAGUGCUUUCCAACGACUUCUUCCUGACCGCUGUUCUCAACGAUUUCCGCGAGUCCGCACGUCUUCUCAUAUUCGAAAUGUUCUGCCGCAUCCAUCAAUGCAUCACCAUCGAAAUGCUCGCCCGUCGGCUGAACAUGAGUCAAGAGGAGGCCGAACGCUGGAUUGUUGACCUAAUCCGAACCUACCGCAUCGAGGGAGCCAAGAUUGACAGCAAACUGGGCCAGGUGGUGAUGGGAGUGAAGUCGGUGAGCAUCCACGAGCAAGUGAUGGAGAACACGAAGCGAUUGACUCUCCGCGCACAACAAAUCGCUCUUCAAUUGGACAAGAGCCGUCAGGACAAAGUGAAGGCCAAUUAA